GUAAAAGUUAAAACCCUACAAAAGAAGCUGCAUAAACCCCACACCUGCUAAUCAUUUCCUCUUAUCGCCGUUCAUCGGAAUUUCAGUGGAAAAAUGAAUAUGAAGAACAUGAAAGUUCCCAACGUUCCAGGUGGUGGUGCGGCCUCUGCCCUGCUGAAGCUGGGGGUUGUUGGUGGAAUUGGCUUGUAUGCAGCUGCGAACAGUCUCUACAAUGUUGAAGGAGGGCAUCGAGCUAUUGUUUUCAACCGUAUAAUUGGUGUCAAAGACAAGGUUUAUCCUGAAGGGACUCACUUUAUAAUUCCGUGGUUUGAGAGGCCAGUCAUCUAUGAUGUCCGUGCACGACCCCAUCUAGUUGAGAGUACGGCAGGGAGUCGUGAUCUCCAGAUGGUGAAAAUUGGACUUCGAGUACUUACUCGCCCUUUACCAAGCCAAUUGCCAACAAUUUAUCGGACCCUUGGAGAAAAUUUUAAUGAAAGGGUUUUACCUUCAAUCAUACAUGAAACUUUGAAAGCUGUGGUUGCCCAGUACAAUGCCAGCCAGCUUAUUACUCAGCGAGAGGCUGUUAGUCGGGAAAUCCGGAAGAUUCUGACUGAGAGAGCAGCUAACUUCAAUAUUGCCCUUGAUGAUGUGUCAAUUACUAGUCUGACCUUUGGCAAGGAGUUUACUGCUGCAAUUGAAGCCAAGCAGGUGGCUGCACAAGAAGCCGAGAGGGCCAAAUUUGUUGUGGAAAAAGCUGAGCAAGACAAGAGAAGUGCUGUUAUUAGAGCACAGGGUGAGGCAAAGAGUGCCCAACUGAUCGGGCAAGCUAUUGCCAACAAUCCAGCUUUUAUCACACUGAGGAAGAUAGAAGCAGCAAGAGAGAUUGCGCAUACUAUAUCAAAUGCAGCAAACAAGGUUUUCCUGAAUUCAGAUGAUCUGUUGUUGAAUCUCCAGGAGAUGAAAUUGGAGCCAAGCAGAAAGUGAGCUGAUUUCUGAUUCUCUUUAGUUUCUUAACAUGUAAACAAUGAAUUCCAGGAUAUAUUUUGUUGAAAUGUCUUAGCAAAUUCGGAUAUAUUUGGCUUGACCAGAGAGGUAGCGGUAGCCUUUUAAAUCUUUGGCAAAGGAUUAGUUGAGAUCCAAACAAAUGCUUCACAUUACAUAAAAUGAAUGAAAUACU
Abrus precatorius (Indian licorice) is the source of this 1156-nucleotide messenger RNA. RefSeq names its product prohibitin-1, mitochondrial-like. The record is from RefSeq and is a predicted model, not a curated record. Bases 94 to 963 code for a protein of 289 amino acids. Gene Ontology annotation, biological process: mitochondrion organization. The transcript is spliced from 6 exons. Gene Ontology annotation, cellular component: mitochondrion; membrane. Lineage: Eukaryota; Viridiplantae; Streptophyta; Magnoliopsida; Fabales; Fabaceae.